Propithecus coquereli (Coquerel's sifaka) is the source of this 3237-nucleotide messenger RNA. It is a transcript of the gene MCF2L2, whose product is annotated as MCF.2 cell line derived transforming sequence-like 2. Gene Ontology annotation, molecular function: guanyl-nucleotide exchange factor activity. The coding region runs from base 1 to 3237 and encodes 1078 amino acids. Lineage: Eukaryota; Metazoa; Chordata; Mammalia; Primates; Indriidae. The transcript has 28 exons. Gene Ontology annotation, cellular component: cytoplasm. The record is from RefSeq and is a predicted model, not a curated record.
AUGCUGUUUUGGUUAAAAGAAGAAAUGGCCCCCCAGGAGCUCACCCGGCGACUGGCCACCGUGAUCACUCAUGUCGAUGAAAUUAUGCAGCAGGAAGUCAGGCCGUUGGUGGCAGUGGAUAUAAUAGAACAACUUCACAGACAAUUUGCCAUUCUUUCAGGAGGCCGAGGGGAGGAUGGUGCCCCCAUCAUCACUUUUCCAGAGUUUGCGGGGUUCAAACACAUCCCAGAAGAGGACUUCCUGAACGUCAUGACCUACCUGACUAGCAUCCCCAGUGUGGAGGCUGCCAGCAUCGGGUUUGUCAUUGUUAUCGACCGACGAAGGGACAAGUGGAGCUCCAUAAAGGCAUCCUUGACACGAAUAGCUGUGGCAUUUCCAGGAAAUUUACAGCUCAUAUUCAUCCUUCGUCCAUCCUGCUUUAUCCAGAGGACAUUCACUGAUAUUGGCAUUAAAUACUAUCGAGAUGAAUUUAAAAUGAAAGUGCCGAUCAUCUUGUUAAAUUCUGUUUCUGACCUUCAUGGCUACAUUGACAAAAGCCAACUGACACAGGAGUUAGGGGGGACUUUGGAAUAUUGCCAUAGUCAGUGGAUAAAUCAUCGCACUGCCAUCGAAAACUUUGCCUUGACAUUGAAGGCCACUGCCCAAAUGCUGCAGACGUUUGGGGCCUGCCUGGCCUCGACAGAGCUGCCCAGAGGCGUGCUAUCCACCGAAGACCUUCUCAUGUCCCACAUAAGGCAGCGGGACAAGCUGCAGGAUGAGCUGAAAUUGCUUGGAAGGCAGGGGGCCACAUUGCUGUCAUGCAUCCAAGAACCAGCUGUCAUAAAUCCCAGCAGCAAACUCAAUCCCAAUGAACUUGAGAAUGUAGUUACCAUGGAAAGACUGUUAGUUCAAUUGGAUGAAACAGAAAAAGCCUUUAGUCAAUUUUGGUCUGAACAUCACCUGAAGCUUAACCAAUGCCUACAACUACAGCACUUUGAGCACAAUUUUUGUAAGGUGAAGCUUGCCCUGGACAAUUUGCUGGAUGAGCAAGCAGAGUUUACAGGCAUUGGAGGCAGUGUGAUGCAUGUGGAGCAACUGCUUAAGGAACACAAAACACUGGAGGAAAAAGGCCAGGAGCCCUUGGAAAAGGCCCAGCUGCUUGCACUAGUUGGGGACCAGCUCAUCCAAAGCCACCAUUAUGCAGUGGACUCCAUCAGGCCCAGGUGUGUGGAGCUCAGGCACCUCUGUGAUGACUUCAUCAAUGAAAACAAGAAAAAAUAUGACAUUUUAGGAAAGUCCUUGGAGUUGCAUAGACAGCUAGACAAGGUCAGCCAGUGGUGUGAGGCGGGAAUCUACCUCUUGGCUUCCCAGGCUGUAGACAAAUGCCAGUCUCGAGAGGGAGUUGACACUGCCUUGAACGACAUUGAGACAUUCAUGGGCACAGCCAAGGAGUACCAGUUGCCUUGCCCCAAGGAGUUUUAUAACCAGUUUGAGUUGAUACUCACCCAAGAUGUAGAGGCCAAAGCUCAGAAAAUCUUGCAGAAGCUGAAUGAUGUGCAGGAAAUAUUUCACAAGAGGCAAAUGAGUCUGAUGAAACUGGCAGCCAAACAGACUCGCCCCGUGCAACCUGUGGCCCCUCAUCCUGAGUCUUCCCCAAAAUGGGUGUCAUCGAAAACCAGCCAGCCUUCCACUUCAGGGAAGAUUUUCUUUGUCCCUCUAGCUCCUCCUCUGAGAACAUCUGAGGAACCUCAUACAGAGACAAAUUUGAACUCCCUGGAAAAGGAAAAUGAUGAGACCAAAUUUGAAGUCAAGAAUGAAGAAAUCCUUGAGAGCAGGCAGGAUGGGGAGAACUCUGGGCUAGAGCAGCUGGCCAGCCGCGGAGACCUUUCCCCCAGCAGGAGCAUUAUACGUGACUUGCUUGAGACCGAAGAGAUUUACAUAAAAGAAAUGAAAAGCAUAAUUGAUGGAUAUAUCACUCCAAUGGAUUUUAUUUGGCUGAAGCAUCUAAUUCCAGAUGUUCUUCAGAAUAACAAAGACUUUCUCUUUGGGAAUAUUAGAGAAAUUUAUGAAUUUCACAACAGGAGUUUUCUAAAAGAUUUGGAAAAGUGUGCUGAAAACCCUGAGCUUCUGGCACAUUGCUUUCUCAAGAGAAAAGAAGAUCUUCAAAUAUAUUUUAAAUACCAUAAGAAUCUGCCCCGAGCUAGGGCAAUCUGGCAAGAGUGUCAAGACUGCGCCUACUUUGGGGUAUGCCAACGCCAACUGGAUCACAAUCUCCCUCUUUUUAAGUAUCUUAGAGGACCAAGCCGGAGACUUAUAAAAUACCAGAUGCUGCUCAAGGGUCUGCUGGAUUUUGAGUCUCCUGAAGAUUUGAAGAUAGACCCGGGUGACCUAGAAGGAGGCUUGGCUAAGGAUGGGCCAAAGAGGACCAAGGAUUCAGCAUUCUCAGCCAAACUACAGCAAGCUUUGGCGGUGAUAGAGGAUUUGAUCAAGUCCUGUGAGCUGGCCAUAGACCUAGCAGCGGUCACUGGAUGUCCGGAUGAUAUUGGCAAACUGGGCAAGAUGUUGAUGCAUGGCCCUUUCAACGUCUGGACAAUCCACAAGGAUCGUUAUAAAAUGAAGGAUUUUAUUCGAUUUAAGCCCAGUCAGAGGCAAAUCUAUCUAUUCGAAAGGGGAAUAGUGUUCUGUAAGAUACACGUGGAGCCUGGUGACCAGGGGCUGUCUCCUCAUUACAGCUUUAAGAAGUCUAUGAAGUUGAUGACACUCUCAAUUCGCCAACUUGGAAGGGGGAGCACUAAAAAGUUUGAAAUUGCCAACCAAAAUGGACUUGAGAAAUACAUCCUGCAGGCAGCUUCAAAAGAAAUCAGAGAUUGUUGGUUUUCAGAAAUAAGUAAAUUACUGAUGGAGCAACAAAACGAUGUUAAAGGAUGCUCCAGCAGGAAGUUUAUCUCCAUGGAAACCUUUGAAAAGUGUGAAGGUGCAGAAGACAUGGAAAAGGAGAACAGCGCUCUCAGCCUCGCCGGGCUUUUCCAGUCGGACGACAGUUAUGAAACCCGUGCCUCCGAAUCGGCUUUCCUGGAGACAGGGGAAAGCAGCCAGGGAGAAGCACGCGACGCGGAGGAAACGGCAAGCACCGAGGAGCGCGACGGGGUGUCCACUGGCGAGCUCGCUCCCGCGGGGGAGACGACCGGCCCCCGGGCAGAGGCGGUGCCGGCGCGGGCGGGACGCCAGAGGACGAGGACGACCUCCCCGCAGAACUGA